Molecule: messenger RNA, 993 nt
Organism: Aspergillus chevalieri
Lineage: Eukaryota; Fungi; Ascomycota; Eurotiomycetes; Eurotiales; Aspergillaceae
Exons: 6
Coding region: 1-993 (330 amino acids)
Source: RefSeq, a predicted model, not a curated record
AUGGCCAUAAUCGCCGACGAUGCGCCCAAUCUGGCUGGCAGUGUCAUCGCGUUGACUGUACUUGCCUUUGUAACCUACGGAAUGCGGGUGUAUUGUAGAAUAAGCAGAAGGUCGUGGGGAACGGAAGAUUGGAUCAUGUCUGUGGCAGUGGUGCCAUUCUGCGUGCUCGUGGCGGGCUGCCUUGGAGGCGCGUUUAAUGGUAUUGGCAUUCAUAGCUGGCGGUUGCAACAGCCUGAGAACGUGAAGUAUCAGGCUGGGGGUCAAAAGUUCUUCCUCAUAUUCGAAGUGGGUUACUGUGCCGCCAUCAUUCCGAUCAAGCUCAGCAUCAGCUGGAUGCUGAUCCGAGUGGCUGAAGGACGCAAAUUGGCCGCCUGGGAUACGAGCCUUCUUGAGAAAGGAGGACACUGCCAACCUGCUCAUGUUUUGACGGAUGUUUACUACGCUACUACUGCUGUAAAUAUUGCCACAGACUGGGUCACAGCCUUAAUGCCGAUUCCCUUGCUCUGGCAUGUCAAGCUUAACAAUGCUGCUAAGAUAUCUAUUGUCGGACUGAUGAGUCUCGGUAUACUGGCGUCCCUCUCAGCAUGUGUCCGACUCAAAUACACCGUCAAUCUGACCAACCAAACCGAUUAUCUCUUCGCCGUGGCUAAUGUGGUCAUAUGGGGAUUUGCGGAGAACGCCGUCGGCAUGAUCGUCGGCAACAUCUCAACACUACGUCCGCUAUUCCGCAGUCUUCUUGAUAACACUGUCCGAAAAGCUGGGUACAGCAGCCGGUCUCGAGGCGGUCCUUCCAAACUCGCCUCCUCGUACGAGUUGUCUCAGAACGGAAAGAGUAGUAAUAACUUUACACCUACGCUGACCGAGAUUCGAGACGGCCAUGGCAAGAGAAGAACCAGCCAGUUGAGCGACGAUGACAGCAGAGAGCUGAUUCUCCAAGGCCAUGACGCACGUGACAUCCUCGUUAGCCGGCAGAUAAACAUAGCAUACGAGUAA